Molecule: messenger RNA, 6324 nt
Organism: Arachis duranensis
Lineage: Eukaryota; Viridiplantae; Streptophyta; Magnoliopsida; Fabales; Fabaceae
Product: DDB1- and CUL4-associated factor homolog 1
Biological process (GO): protein ubiquitination
Cellular component (GO): Cul4-RING E3 ubiquitin ligase complex; nucleus
Molecular function (GO): protein binding
Source: RefSeq, a predicted model, not a curated record
CCUUCUCCGUUUAUACCAAUUUAUGCUCUUUUUUCUUUCUUUCUUUCUUCCUUGCUUCUUCUUCUUCUCCUGCUGUAACUCCCCAACAACACAAAAACCUCAAUAACACAAACCACACCCUAUCUCUCCCUUUAUAUUAACAACACCAGAUCACUAAUAUUAAUAAUUAUAAUAAUUAAUCACCGAGUGGAUCAAAGGGUUCCUUCGGAGCAAAUAAAUUUUCGCACGGGCUGGGGACAUGAUGAGAGCAGCAAACAUGGCUCUGGAAUGUGUACCUUAUCACCCUAACUACUAGCUAUAGAUCAGGAGAGGAAAGAGCCCUCGGUUUUUCUUUUCUUUUUAAUUUUUUUAUUUGCACUUUUCUACACUCUUUUUGAUAAACUCCAUGGAGGACCAAGCGAAUCAGAACCAAAGCCAAGGUCCUCCACCGCCGCAGCCUCCACCACUUCCGGCUCCGGAAUCUGAACCACCGGUGGAGGAGGAGGAAGAGGAUGAAGAAGACGAUUCCAAGAAAGAGGAAGAGGAACUUGUCGCCAAGGUUAACAGGCUCAUGGAGAAGAUUAUUUCUGCGCCCGAUAACCCUAAGCCCGCGGUUCUCCACGCCCUGGCCUCUAUCCUCGAAACGCAAGAGUCACGAUACAUGGAAGAGAAUGGUUAUUCUUCUUCAAGUAAUGCCCGUGCUGCCCAUAACAUUGGGCGCCUUGGGAGCUUAAUUCGGGAAAAUGACGAGUUCUUUGAGUUGAUAUCUUCGAAGUUUCUGGCAGAAUCGACGUACUCAACUGCCGUUCAAGCUGCCACUUGUAGACUUCUCUUAUGCUGUUCACUGACUUGGAUUUAUCCUCAUGUUUUUGACGAACCUGUACUGGACUGCAUCAAAGAGUGGGUGCUGGAUGAUAAUGGUAGACUAUCUGCUGAAGAGCAAAAUCUGAAGCAUAACUCAGGGAGAAGGGAUGCCUCAGAUUCUGAAAUGUUGAAAACCUAUUCAACAGGAGUUCUUGCUGUGUGUUUGGUUAGCGGAGGUCAAGUUGUGGAGGAUGUAUUGACAUCUGGAUUGUCAGCUAAGCUCAUGCGUUAUCUCCGUCUGCGUGUGCUUGGUGAGACAAGUAGCAGCCAGAAAGAAAUUACUCAUGCAACAGAUAGUAGGCAUGCAUCAGGGAAUAGUUCAGUCAGAGUUAGAGAUGAUGGUCGUGGAAGAUUUCGCCAGCUCUUGGAACCUUGUCAUUUAGAUGAUUCACGGAUGGUUGAUGAUAGAUCUUUAGAUGAUGUAUCUCUUGAAAGGGGUCUUGAUAAAAGCAUUAGUGGACAAGAAGAUUCCUGGGUUGAUGGCGAGCCCCCUGACUUGCUUGGCAAAAAUGCUGAUAUCCGUGAGGCAGAUGCUGAUGAUGAGGAUAGAUGGCACUGUACAGAUAUAAGUGAUGGAAGGAUGAAAUACGGCGAGCAUGAUGACAAUUUGAGAGAUGAUUCUUCGAGAAGGCGCACAAAUCGUGGAUGGGGAAGAUCCAAAGGAAAAGGAAGGGUCAACGAAGGGACUGUAGAAAGUGAAGCCAUUGUUUCAUCACCUGGUUCUGGUAGUCGACUAGGGCAGGGACGUAGUGUCAGAGAUAGGACCAUGCAGAGGAAUGUCGAUGUUAGAAGGGUGCCUGAUUCUAAAAAGAAUGCUAGGACGACUUCAGAUGCUUCUGUUUUGGAAAGAGGGGAUAAUGAUGAUUGCUUCAGAGACUGCCGUAUUGGAAGUAGAGAUAUUUCUGAUAUUGUUCGGAAAGCAAUCUGUGCUGCUGAAGCUGAAGCCAGAUCUGCCAAUGCACCUGAUGAAGCUGUUAAAGCAGCUGGUGAUGCGGCUGCUGACCUUGUUAAAACCACAGCUUCAGAGGAGUUUAAAUCCACUAAUGAUGAAGAUGCUGCUGUUUUGGCUGCUUCAAGGGCUGCAUCCACUGUUGUUGAUGCUGCAUCUGCAGUUGAGGUUUCAAGGAGCUCCAUUAGUAUCAAUACUGAAACAGAGAAUGUGAGUGGUACAGAACCGGAAAUUGUUGAGGAUGUUGAAGAGUACUUCAUCCCAGAUAUCCAAUCCCUUGCACAAUUAAGGGAAAAGUAUUGCAUUCAGUGCCUUGAGUUACUUGGAGAAUAUGUAGAAGUUCUUGGCCCCGUGUUACAUGAAAAGGGAGUAGAUGUAUGUCUUGCUCUUCUGCAGCAAAAUUCCAAACAUCGGGAGGCAUCCAAGGUUGCUUUACUGUUGCCUGAUGUCAUGAAGCUGAUAUGUGCUUUGGCUGCUCAUAGAAAAUUUGCUGCACUAUUUGUGGACCGUGGGGGAAUGCAAAAGCUGCUAGCUGUCCCUAGAAUGGCUCAAACUUACUUCGGCCUAUCGUCUUGUCUAUUUACCAUUGGUUCCCUUCAGGGAAUAAUGGAAAGGGUUUGUGCUCUUCCGUCAGACGUCGUUUUUCAUGUUGUUGAGUUGGCUCUCCAACUCCUGGAGUGCAACCAAGAUCAAGCGCGCAAAAAUGCGGCAUUGUUUUUUGCCGCUGCAUUUGUCUUCAGGGCAGUUCUUGAUGCUUUUGAUUCUCAAGAUGGAUUACAGAAAUUACUGGGUCUUCUAAAUGAUGCUGCGUCGGUAAGGUCUGGAGUAAAUUCUGGAGCCUUGGGCUUAUCAAGUGCAGGAUCUCUUCGGAAUGAUCGAUCAUCUGCAGAAGUGCUGACAUCAUCUGAGAAGCAGAUUGCCUACCACACUUGUGUUGCUUUGCGACAAUAUUUCAGGGCACAUCUCCUUUUAUUAGUUGAUUCAAUUCGCCCAAACAAAAGUAACCGUAGUGCUGCUAGGAACAUCCCAAGUGUAAGGGCCGCAUACAAGCCACUUGAUAUCAGUAAUGAGGCCAUAGAUGCAGUAUUCCUACAAUUACAAAAAGAUCGGAAGCUUGGUCCUGCAUUUGUAAGAACUCGCUGGCCAGCUGUGGAGAAAUUCUUGGCUUAUAGUGGCCAUAUUACUAUGUUGGAAUUGUGUCAGGCCCCACCUGUGGAACGAUAUCUGCAUGAUUUGCUCCAGUAUGCAUUGGGUGUUCUGCAUAUUGUGACUUUGGUACCUAGCAGUCGUAAGAUGAUUGUAAAUGCAACACUAAGCAAUAAUCGUGUUGGUAUAGCAGUGAUUUUGGAUGCUGCAAAUAUUGUUAGUAGUCAUGUGGAUCCGGAGAUCAUCCAGCCAGCAUUAAAUGUUUUGGUCAACCUCGUUUGCCCCCCACCUUCAAUCAGCAAUAAACCUGCUUUGGCUUCACAAAGUCAACAGUCUGCUUCUGCCCAGACCUCAAAUGCUCCACCCUUGGAGAGUAGAGACAGGACUGCUGAACGUAAUAACCCGGAUCGAGUGGCUGCUGUUACCAAUCAGAUUGAUCCUAGAGAAAGGAAUGGGGAAUCCAGUGCUGUAGAUCGAACGACAACGAUAUCUAGUUCACAAACACUGAAUAACACUCCACAAACUCCUGGUUCUGCAACAACCUCAGGAUUAGUUGGCGACCGGAGAAUCACUCUGGGUGCUGGAGCAGGUUGUGCUGGCCUAGCUGCACAACUAGAACAAGGAUAUCGUCAAGCAAGAGAAGCUGUUCGUUCUAAUAAUGGUAUAAAGGUUCUUUUGCAUCUCCUCCAACCUCGCAUAUAUUCACCACCUGCUGCUCUAGAUUGCCUUCGUGCUCUAGCAUGUCGAGUCCUACUUGGAUUAGCUAGAGAUGAUACAAUUGCACACAUAUUGACGAAGCUUCAGGUUGGGAAAAAGCUUUCAGAGCUAAUUCGCGAUUCGGGCAGCCAGACAACUGGAACAGAGCAGGGCAGGUGGCAAGCUGAACUUUCCCAGGCUGCAAUUGAGUUGAUUGGGAUUGUGACUAAUUCAGGGCGUGCAAGUACAUUAGCUGCUACUGAUGCAGCUACUCCUACCUUGAGGCGGUGUCCCUUUCUGACCCUUCAUGUCACUGUUAUGUUUUUCUUAUGCAGGGAACUUUUGCUCCUAAUUCAUGAACACCUGCAGGCAUCUGGAUUGUCACAAGCUGCUUCUACGUUGCUUAAAGAGGCUCAAUUGACUCCCUUACCAUCGUUGGCUGCUCCAUCUUCUCUUGCACAACAGCCAACCACACCAGAAGUUUCCUCAACAUCAAUUCAGUGGCCAUCUGGCCGGGCCCCUUCUGGAUUUCUCAGUAAUAAAUUAAAAGCUAAUGGAAGGGAUGAGGAUGUCAGCUUGAAAAUUGAUUCUUUCUCUGCAAAGAAAAAAUCAUUGACCUUUUCAUCAUCUUUUGGUUCACAUUCAAAACGUCACCUUGCUGAUUCACAGCAGCCCCCAUCCAGAAAAUGGUUAAGUACUGGGAAGGAAUCUUCAGAUACUAGUAUUCUAGAGAUGGCAUCUGAAUCUUCAGGGAAACAUAACAUUGAUACUGGAUCUCACUGUAAGACUCCAAUGAACAUGCCAACAAAGCGCAAGCUUUCUGAUUUAAAGGAUAUAGGAAUGUUCUCAUCAUCUGCCAAGCGGUUAAAUGUUGGGGACCAAGGACUUCGCUCUCCUAUUUUUUCAAGUUCAAUACGGAAAACUACUCAGCAUGCUGAUUUUGCCGGGCUUUCUACUCCAAUUUCUAACCUAAGAAGUACAGCUGACAAUGGGGAUGAGAACCAAUAUAGUAUUUCAAACCCAAGUCAGAUGACGCCAUCCUCCCAAGUGUUAAAUGAUCUUCAGCCCAACAACCCAGAACGAGUAACCCUUGAUUCUCUAGUGGUUCAAUAUUUAAAGCAUCAGCAUCGCCAAUGCCCAGCUCCUAUUACGACUCUUCCUCCACUCUCUCUUCUUCAUCCUCAUGUUUGUCCCGAGCCAAAGCGAAGCUUAGACGCUCCUUCUAAUGUGACUGCUCGGCUUGGUACACGUGAAUUUAAACUUGCAUAUGGAGGAGUGCAUGGGAAUCGCAAGGAUAGGCAAUUUGUUUACAGCAGGUUUAGGCCAUGGCGCACUUGUAGAGAUGAUGCUGGUGCCUUGUUAACAUGCAUUACCUUCCUUGAGGACUCUUCUCAUAUUGCUGUUGGGAGCCACAAUGGGGAGCUAAAAUUGUUCGACUCUAACAACAACAAUGUGGUGGAGAGCUACACUGGUCACCAGUCUCCUUUGACGCUUGUUCAGUCUUUUGUUUCUGGUGAGACCCAGCUGUUGCUUUCAUCAAGCUCCCAAGAUGUUAGGCUGUGGGAUGCAGCAUCAAUUUUGACUGGUCCUACCCAUUCAUUUGAUGGGUGCAAGGCUGCCAGGUUUAGCAAUUCUGGGAAUGUCUUUGCAGCCUUGUCAACUGAAUCUACACGGCGGGAAAUCCUCCUGUAUGAUAUCCAAACUUGUCAGCUAGAGUCGAAGUUGACAGAUACAUUUGCAACUUCUACUGGGCGUGGUCAUGUGUAUUCUUUAAUCCACUUUAGCCCCUCUGACUCGAUGCUGCUUUGGAAUGGUGUCUUGUGGGAUCGGCGGGUUUCUGGGCCUGUUCAUCGUUUUGAUCAGUUCACAGACUAUGGAGGUGGAGGCUUUCAUCCUGCUGGUAAUGAGGUAAUUAUAAACUCAGAAGUCUGGGAUCUGCGCAAGUUCAGGCUAUUACGUAGUGUUCCUUCAUUAGAUCAAACAUCAAUAACAUUCAAUGCACGUGGUGAUGUAAUGUAUGCAAUCUUGAGGAGAAAUCUUGAAGAUGUGAUGUCAGCAGUCCACACACGUCGUGUCAAGCAUCCUCUUUUUGCUGCAUUCCGAACAGUUGAUGCAAUUAAUUAUUCUGACAUAGCUACUAUACCUGUGGAUCGCUGUGUCCUUGAUUUUGCAACUGAGUCAACAGAUUCGUUUGUUGGAUUGAUUACUAUGGAUGAUCAAGAUGAGAUGUAUGCAUCAGCUAGAGUUUAUGAAAUUGGUCGCCGGAGACCAACUGAUGAUGAUUCUGAUCCUGAUGAUGCAGAAAGUGAGGAGGAAGAUGAGGAUGACGAUGAUGAUGAUGGUGAUGUAGAUCCACUAUUAGGCCCUGGUUUCCGUGGUGAGAGCGAUAGUGAUCCUGAUGACAUGAGCAAUGAUGAAGAUGAUGAUAGUAUAAGUGAACUUGAUGAUGAUGAAGAUGGUGACUUUAUGUUGGAUGAUGUCGAGUUCGACGGAGGACCUGGGAUAUUGGAGAUUUUGACGGAGGGGGAAGAGGAGGAUGAUGAAGAUAGUGAAGUACUCGAAUCCUUAAGUAGCGAUGAAGAGGAUUAUGUGGGUAAUGGCUUUGGUUAUUAACUGUUAAUCAAAGAGGCUGUAAUUAUUAUUUCUUUCUUUUCAUUAUAUUCAUUUUUGGCCGAAAGGUUUUUCUUUUU